This is a messenger RNA of Solea senegalensis (Senegalese sole), 7545 nucleotides long. RefSeq names its product seizure protein 6-like. Gene Ontology annotation, biological process: regulation of dendrite development; synapse maturation. Gene Ontology annotation, cellular component: dendritic spine; neuronal cell body; endoplasmic reticulum. The transcript has 16 exons. The coding region runs from base 358 to 3423 and encodes 1021 amino acids. The record is from RefSeq and is a predicted model, not a curated record. NCBI's taxonomy places the organism in Eukaryota, Metazoa, Chordata, Actinopteri, Pleuronectiformes, Soleidae.
CCAUGUGCCACAGCAGCUCCUCUCACACUUACGCACUCACGCACACACACACACAGAAAUCCGGAAUCCGCUCACAAAGGCACCUCCGCUUUCCACUUGAUUAUUCUCGACUCUUUUUCACUCCGACAACAUUACAGGAACCGCGACUGCAGCUCGUGCGUUUUCAGUUUCUAUUUUACAGACACUGAAAACCUCGUUUUGCUUAUUUCCAUUGUUCUUUAAUUCUAUUCAUGUCCCCCUUUUUAAGCCCUGGAAGUGUUAUUUGUGAAUAUUAGUACUAUUCUUUUUUCUUUUUUCCCCGAACACAAGGACGCGGUGUGCAGCAACACGCGAAGAGCGACCUCGACUUCUGCAGACAUGUGUUUAAGACGAGACUCUGAAUUAAAGACCCUGCUCACGGUUUUGGUUUUCGCUGCUGUCGUGGCCAAAAUCCACGGACAAGGGCUGGAUGAAAACAAUGGUAUCAGUAAGAGAGCUCUGGAUUCAGAGUUUUUCACACACUCACCAACGCAGGACACGGAGAGUGAAGUCCACCUGGUCACCACUGCCUCACCAGUGAACAUCCCCAACCAUCGGCCUGUUCUCAAGGGGCUGCUGCUUCACGAGCACCUCCUUACGAGGGACUUCCAGGGGGACCAGCAUUUUUUUAGGAGGGACGACUCUGUGGCUGCAUACCCCACCAUGCCCGGCUCCAUGUCUGCCUUGGAAGCAGAAGACCCUGCCACUCAGCUGGUACCUCAUGAAGAUGCACCAGCCUUCUCAGAGAUUGCCACAACUGCUACUGUGGCUGCCACGUCUUCGCUCACCACAUUUUCUCCCACGCCACCUAAACUGCCUAUGUCUCCCCCACAAACAAAGUCCACUAAGGAGAGGACCAUGGAGGCAGACAUGGCAGAGCCAACAACACACUCUCUCACCACUCCAGUGGCUCCAAAUAACAGAGGUUCAGGCAGUGAACACAACCAAUCCUCACAGAGAACUUGGGCUCAAACCACCCUCACACCCUUUACUAUGAGGACGGGAAAAGGGGACGCUAAGGACACGCCACUGAAACACAAAUCCAGCCCCGAUCAUCCACUGCCCAAGCAAAGCCGAGAAGAUGGUAGCAGUAGAACGUCCACAACUGUGACCACAACUACCACCAUCACCAUUACACAAACUUCAGAGCCAUGCAGCCUGAAUUUCACUGACCCAGAGGGAAACAUUGAAAUCUUGCAGCAACUCGACUCUGGAAUUGAGUGCAACUACUUAGUGACUGUUUAUCUGGGAUAUGGCAUCGAGGUUCAGGUGCUAAAUGUGAGCGUGCUGGAGGGAGAGCAGGUGACAGUGGAGGACACAGGCGGCCGAGAACCCUUCAUCCUCGCCAACGAGUCCAUGUUGAUGAGGGGCCUCAUACUACGGAGCCGUAGCAACCAGAUCUCAGUCCGUUUCCGUAGUGACCAACAACACAUCACUGGCUUUCUCCUGCUACAAUACCAAGCCUUUGUCCUGAGUUGUGCAUUCCCCAAAGAGCCUGCUGGUGGAGAGGUUUCAGUGACGCACCUCCAUGCCGGUGGAGAAGCCUAUUUCCAGUGUUUCACCGGCUACAGGUUGCAAGGUCCCAAAAUGCUCACCUGUCGCAACGCAACUACACCUUACUGGAGCGGAAAGGAGCCCCAAUGUGUGGCAUCCUGUGGGGGGAUGAUAAAAAAUGCUACCUAUGGACGUAUCGUCUCUCCUGGUUUCCCUGGCAACUACAGCAACAAUCUGACAUGCCACUGGGUCCUCGAGGUCCCUGAAGGCCACCGGCUCCACAUUCACUUUGAGAAGGUGGCCCUGGCAGAGGAUGAUGACAGGCUGCUGAUAAAGAACGGCAACAACAUAGACUCUCCACCUGUGUAUGACUCGUAUGAGGUGGAGUAUUUGCCCAAUGAGGGUGUUCUCAGCACUGGACGUUACCUGUUUGUAGAGUUCACCACAGACGGUACAGUGACGUCCACUGGUGCAGCCAUCAGAUAUGAAGCUUUUGCAAAAGGCACAUGUUACGAGCCCUUUGUGAAAUAUGGCAACUUCAGCGGCAGUGACUCCACUUACAGCCUGGGUGCAGUGGUUGAAUUCUCGUGUGACCCCGGCUACACGCUAGAGCAAGGCUCCGUGGUGAUCGAGUGUGUCGAUGCAGAAAACCCACAGUGGAAUGAAACGGAGCCAGCCUGUAGAGCUGUGUGCAGCGGGGAGAUCACAGACUCUGCUGGUGUCGUGUUGUCCCCUAAUUGGCCUGAGACCUAUGACAAGGGGCAGGACUGCAUCUGGGGCAUCCAUGUAGAAGAGGACAAGAGGAUCAUGCUCGACAUCCAAGUCCUCCACAUGGGUAAGAAUGACCUGCUGACCUUCUACGACGGCGAUGACCUCACUGCGAACAUCCUGGGCCAGUACAGUGGCACGCGGCCGCGCUUCAAGCUCUAUACGUCCAUGGCUGAUGUCACGAUACAGUUUCAGUCGGAUCCCGCCACCAACAUUUUUGGCUACAACAAUGGUUUUGUGGUGCACUUCUUUGAGGUGCCAAGGAACGACACCUGCUCUGAGCUGCCUGAGGUCACUAACGGCUGGAAGAGCACGUCCCACCCCGACCUCAUCCACGGCACUGUCGUCACCUACCAGUGUUACCCUGGAUUCCAGCUGGUCGGCUCUGAGAUCCUUAUGUGCCAGUGGGAUCUCACAUGGAGCGGUGACGUGCCAAAGUGUGAGGAAGUGAUGACAUGUCGGGACCCUGGAAAUGUGGAGCACAGUCGUAAAGUCAUCACAGGCAGCCGCUUCACUGUUGGAUCGACGGUGCAGUUUACCUGCAAUAAAGGCUACGUCCUGUCAGGCAGCAGCCUCCUCACCUGCUACAACCGCGAUUCAGCAGCACCCAAGUGGAGCGAGAGGCUGCCCAAGUGUGUCCCUGAGAAGUACGAGCCUUGCAGGAACCCUGGUGCUGCCUCCACCAGUGUGCAGAGCUCUGAAAAGGCCUUUUACCAAGCAGGAGAGACGCUGACCUUCUCCUGUCACCCGGGCCACGAGCUGCAGGGUGAGGCCACCAUCUACUGCGUGCCCGGACACCCUUCACAGUGGAACAGCACUCCGCCUGCAUGCAGAGCAUCUCCAUCCCAGUCUGUGAAUGAACAUAAACUAGAUGUUGUCAAUAGGGAUUACGGUGUGGAGGGAACUAAUAUUACCAUGGCCAUCUUCAUUCCAACUGCAAUCAUCUUGGUGGUUGUCCUCGGGAUUUAUGUCUACUUUGCAAAACUGCAGGGAAAGUCCAUCAGAAUGCCGACGUCCUCGCCACCGUAUGACAACAUGACAGAAGAGUCGGCGUUUGACAAUCCCGCAUAUGAGAGUGGAGUAAGUACGGACGUCAUGAACAUGCAGGACGUGGAUUCACAGAACACCAGUGUGCUCUCCUGAUCCCUUCCCAUCUGACUGCCACCCCCAUGGUCAUCAUCUCAUGUUUCACCAGUAGAGGGCGCCAUCCACCUCAUCUUUCCUCAACAUGUCCAUCACCAUCAUCAGCCACAGGUUCAACAUGAUGGUGUCGCUCCUAAGAAGGCUGUCCCGUCAUCCAAUCAUGUGUCCUGUCCUUUCAUCUGGAUUUCCACUCCAACAUGUAUAAGUUAUUUCAGCAGUUUGCUGCAUUUUUUUUUACAGCCCUUUUUUUUUUUUACUCAAGAUUUACAUUGUGAAUUGAGUCACAGUAUUUUGUCAACUUUAAAAAAGAAAAACAGUCAUCAUAUAAAAUGUUUGGGAAUUCUUCAUAAGUAACAAAGUAAAAGAGCAGCUGUCUCUCUGACUGGGUUGUUCUGCUAAACUGAAAAAAAGUGUAUCACGCCGGAAAAAGAAAAAACAAUGAUUGACAAACUUACAAAAAAAAAAAACGAAUAAAAAAUGCUACAGUUGGUAACACUCUAAUGAAAUAAGUUCAUCAAGCUCAAGUUAGCAAGUUGUAUGAGUGUUUCCAAUUGAAGUAAUUAGUGCUGGUCCCAACUCAAUACGAUGCUGUGGUGAACUCUACACAGGUUUGAUUGCACGAUCAAACUCCACUUUUCAAGUUUAACAAAACAGAACGAGCAAGAGAGACAGCUGCUCUUUUACUUUGUUGAUUUUGAAAAAUAAAUGAAUCCCAAACUUUUUAUGUGACUGCCAUUUUUUCUAAAGAUGACAAAAUACUGCAACACGAUUGACAAUAUAAAUCUUAUCUAUAAAACACUUUACGAGUGUAUUAUUAAUGUAUUACUUAUUUAUUGGUAGCCCAGUAAAUAUCGUCCAUGUCCCAUCUGUGGGUCCUGAGUCCGUCUCUGUGAAUCACUGCUUUAGAGCCGUAUCUUAUCUGAACUUGUCACAGACCCAUCUGUGAUACAGCAGAGGGUUGCUGUGUGAUGAAUGUCUAUACUGAUAUAUUGUACAGUCUUCUGCUGUUCAUCAUUCUGAUCAUGUGCUGUUCUCUGGCACAUCCUCUCUGCUCUUCUUCUUCCCUCUGCUCCUUCAGCACUGGCAGACUCUUUCUAGAUACUAAGCGCAGUCGGUCGGUUCACUUUGGCUGUGCUGCAGAACAACUCUAAGGUGAGACCUCCCUUCUUAUGCUGAGAGCACAUAUCAUUCACAGCCACAUGUUCUCCCAAUUUCUCACCUGGUGUCACUGCAAAGUUUAUAUAAUUGGCACAUUGAUGUGUGUGUUUUUUUAAUUUUUUUAAUCCUGAGACAUUUCACUAUUUAUAUACAACCGGAACCACUAAAGGGAGAAAAAGGUUUCACUUCUCUAGGACUUUUAUAGCUGAACGUAUUGAGGUUUAACAGCUGUAUAGUAUAUGUUUUCAUAAUUUAUUGAUUUUUGUUUUUAGAUUACUUGUUUUGAUGUUAUUUGUCCUCUUCAUGUCUGGAUAUAAAUUCGUUCACAAAAUAAUCCAUCCUUAAAACACAAGGAUCCAAAUCAACUGUAGUAAAAACCAGCUACCAGCACAUGUACACCAUUUAAAAAAAAAACAAUAAAAACGAGUUUAAGAUGUCAAUUAUAAAGUAUAGCUUAUGUAUAGCAAAAAAAAAAAAAAAAACAAUUUCAAAGAUAAUAUAUGAAAAAAAUGAAGUGUUUUUGGAUUCAUUUCAAACUAGAGUUAAGUACGUUAUGUGCAAAUUAAGAUACAGACUAUACUGGCACACAAGCAACAAAUGCUAUGUCAAAAAUGAAGACGCAACAACAGUUAAUAUGUGAUAAUGAAAAGUAACAGCUGUCCAUCUAAAGUACCAACAUUUCCAACAGCAUUGAUCCUGUUCAUACUGAAUUGUUGACAUCAUUAAUUGUGGUUAGGGUUAUAUAUCUGGAUCAUCUCUUCAUCAAACACCUCAAGGCUAAAUAUUAUAAACAUUUCAAAUGUCCACUGUUUUUUUUGUUUGUUUUUUUGUGAGAUGUACACAUUUUGAAUUUAUAUUUAUGUCGGUGUGUUCUAUUUAAUACCUCAAACAAAGCGAAUACAAACACCAUGGAUACAACAUGAAUGAAAAGGAGCAGAAGGAUCCAUCCAUCCAUUUUCUACCGCUUUAUCCUCGACAUGGGGGUGCUCACACUCGUACCGACAGUCCAUUUAGAGUGUCCAAUUUACUUAAUUACCAUAUUGCAUGUUUGUGGUCUGUGGGAGGAAACUGAAGAACCCGCAGAAAACCCACGCAGAGCAGAAAGAUGGAUAAUCUAAUAUGAUCUGACCCCUAUUACAUAAGAGGUUAAUUAAAACAAAGCACAAAUACAACAGAGGUAAAAGGAAAUAAUGAAGUCUGACACAGCCUCUCACAUCCAACUGUUUCUCGAACACAUUUUGUAAUAUUCCACUCAAAAUAAUUAAAUUUAGUCACGACACAGAAGAGAGCAUCACCCUGAACAAACAAAUCAUUAUACUCUCACAUAAUCGGCUGUAAUUGUAAUUUUAGACUUAGUUUCUUUAGCUUAUUCCAUAAACAGAUUGCUUCACUUUAGUUCUGUAUCUGUUCCGUAUUAAAGAUUCAAUGCAUAGACUUUAUGACCUGAAAAAUCCUGCACUUUUAACAUGGAUGUUUUGUUCUCUUCACUUAGACAGAUAUCGCGAUGUAUCGAUAGACGAUUGUCUUAUCACAGGAAACCAGAAUGUGAUUAUUAUGUUAUUGGUAUCGUCGACCAUGUAUCACGUAUGGUAUCGUGAGGUACCCUGUGAUUCAGGUCAUACCGUCCUCGUUUUAACUGAGUUUGUCUGUCUGGUCUUUUACAGGACAAAAGGAAAAAAAGAUUGAUGAGGUGUCCAUUUAGAGACUUUAAAGCAAGAGUUGCUCGAGCUUUGCCUUUUAGGACCCUCUCUGCACUGUUCAUCCGUUCCUCCAACCCUUUUUUUUCUCUCCUCUUCUGUUCACAAAGUUCCCAUAUUUUACAGUGUGUGGAUUUGUGUAAAUAUGUCCACGGUUAAGCCUGUCAAAUCUGUGGGUCACCAUGGUGAUAUUUUUAUAAAGUCAAUUGCAGAUGGCCGUUGGUGAUUGUAUGUUUUUGAAGACUUUUUGAUGACCAGAGCCAGUAGCAGUUACAGAUGGAGGGGGAUUGUGUUUUGAUUGUUAGAAUCUGUUGGUUACAGAAAAAUUCCCUCUUUCCUUGGAAAAUCUACCCAUACCCAUUGUUUUUUGUUUUUUUUUCCGUAUGUAUGGGUCUUCUAUUUGUAAAUAAACUGCCUGUACAAUAUGAGUGCCUCACGACUAACUAUAACCUGAUAAUCUUUGUAAAUGUUGCAGUUAUUAUUUGGUGCCUGACAUUCACGGCUCGCCAAAUGUGCUCACGUUUUUUCUUUAUUUAUUUCUUUAACUCACACAGUUAUUUUCACAGAGUUAUGAUGUUGGAUAUUUUCCUAAACGAAAGCUCCCAACUGCAUACGAUGAUAAGCUUUGUGUGAGAGAAAAUUCUAAUCUGCCGCCGACUUUAAGUUUAAUUACUCACAUAUUCGCAGAUUCUGGCGAGCAGCGUGCCAGGUCUCAUGCAUAUAGUUAGUAAGCCUUAAGAAAGACGUCUAUUUUGUGUCUUACCAUAAGUUAUGGCUGUUAAUGUUGCACACCAGAUCUGCUUAUAAGAAUAUGUGAGUAAUUAAUCUUAGUUGGCUAAAGAUUAGAAUGUUCUCUCACACUUUGCUUCACUUAUGUCUGCCUCAAAGGAUAAGUAGCAACUUGUCCAUCUGCUCUAAAAUGUGGUUGUGCCUCAACAUCAGCAGAACCUUGGCUUAAACCCAGUGAAAUCCAGAAUUAAGGACAUGAUAUAUACCCUCUUACAGCUGCAGAUUGUUGAGUCAAGCGUUGGUUCCUAUAAGUCCUACAAAUAAAAUAUUGUAGUGUGAAUGGAUAUGUUAUUUUAUUUAUUAUUUCAAGUGUGCGUGUGGUGCAUCUGCUUAUGUUUAAACUUGUACAUAGCCCUCGGAGCCCGACACAUCUUUCUUUGAGCAUCACAGCUGGCGCCACAGCAGGAAACCAAAUCACCUUCAUACAGUGUAUCUAGUGUAAUCUUUCAGUUAAUAAUAAAAUAAAUUGUUUACUGUC